Messenger RNA from Orycteropus afer afer, 1752 nucleotides. It is a transcript of the gene TMEM121B, whose product is annotated as transmembrane protein 121B. The coding region runs from base 1 to 1752 and encodes 583 amino acids. Lineage: Eukaryota; Metazoa; Chordata; Mammalia; Tubulidentata; Orycteropodidae. The record is from RefSeq and is a predicted model, not a curated record. The transcript has a single exon.
AUGCACCCAGCGCUCGGCAACCCCCGUUCGGUCUCGUCCUUGUCCGGCUCCUUCCCGCCGCCCCCAGCCGCCGCCCGGCUGCAGCCCUUGUUCCUCCGGGGGGGCUCCUCCCGCGGCCGGAGAAGCUCGGGCGACAGCAGCACCAGCACCAGCACCAGCAGGGGGGGAGGCGGCGGCAGACGCGGCGGGGGCGGCGGCGGCGGCGGCUCCCCGAGCAGCAGCACGGGCGCCGAGCGAGAGGACGACGACGAGAGCAUCAGCAUCAGCAAGCCCCUGGUGCCAGCCGCCACCGCCGGGCUCCCUGGGCCCUCGGUUCAGGGGGGCGCCCCAGCCGCGGACUCUGCGCCCACUGCUUUCUCCUCCUCUUCUGCCACCUCGUCUUCCACUUCCACGCCCACCUCCUCCUGCAGCAUGACAGCCGCGGACUUCGGCGGGGGCGCUGCGGCCGGGGCCGUCGGGGGUCCUGGGGUUCGAUCGGCUGGGGGAGCGGGAGGGACCGGUACCGGCAGCGGCACCUCCUGCUGCUCGUGUUGUUGCUGCUGCGGCCGCUCCGCCCGAUCCGGCCGCAGGGGUCGGCGCCGUGGCUGCGCCCCAAGCCCCGGGUGCCGCUGGGGUUACCAGGCGCUGUCCGUGGUGCUGCUGCUGGCGCAGGGCGGUCUGCUGGACCUGUAUCUCAUCGCUGUCACUGACCUGUACUGGUGCUCCUGGAUCGCCACUGACUUAGUGGUGGUGGUGGGCUGGGCCAUCUUCUUCGCCAAGAACAGCCGGGGCCGUCGGGGCGGCCUGGUGAGCGGCGCGCACAAUCAUCACCAGCACCACCACCACGCCGCGCCGCCUCUCCACCUGCCUGCUGCCUCGGCCGCGUCGGCCACCUCCUCCGGGGCUGCGGCCGGGGGCAAGGCCCGUGGCGGCCGCGGGGGCGCCGGUGGCCCUGGGGGCGGCCUGGGAAUGGCCGGGACGGCGGGCGAGUUUGCCUUCGCCUACUUGGCCUGGCUCAUCUACUCCAUCGCCUUCACACCCAAAGUGGUGCUCAUCCUGGGCACGUCCAUCCUGGACCUCAUCGAGUUGCGUGCGCCCUUUGGCACUACGGGCUUCCGCCUCACCAUGGCCUUGUCUGUGCCUCUGCUCUACAGCCUGGUGCGAGCCAUCAGCGAGGCGGGAGCCCCCCCUGGCUCGGCGGGACCCUUACUCCUGCAGCCCCAGCAGCACCGCGCUGCGGGCUGCUUCCUGGGCACGUGUCUGGACCUGCUCGAUAGCUUCACUCUGGUGGAGCUGAUGCUGGAUGGCCGCGUUCCGCUGCCAGCGCACCUGCGCUACUUGCUCAUCGCGGUCUACUUCCUUACUCUCGCCUCGCCGGUGCUCUGGCUCUACGAGCUCAACACAGCAGCCGUGGCAGCUUCGUCCUGGGGCCAAACCUCGGGGCCCGGGAGCUGCAGCCGCCUCCUGCGCCUGCUGGGCGGCUGCCUUGUGGAUGUGCCCCUGCUGGCGCUGCGCUGCCUUCUGGUGGUGAGCUACCAGCAGCCCCUUUCCAUCUUCAUGCUCAAGAACCUCUUCUUCCUUGGCUGCCGCGGCCUGGAGGCGCUGGAAGGAUGCUGGAACCGGGGCAGUCGGGCCUCCCCCAGUCGGGCCAGGGGAGGCUAUGGCGCUCCGCCUUCUGCCCCACCACCGCCUCCGCCACCGCCACCACCUCAGGGAGGCUCCCAACUGGGCCACUGCAUCUCAGAGAAUGAAGGGGGUCCCAUAGCUAUGUAA